Molecule: messenger RNA, 2004 nt
Organism: Bacillus rossius redtenbacheri
Lineage: Eukaryota; Metazoa; Arthropoda; Insecta; Phasmatodea; Bacillidae
Product: zinc finger protein 271-like
Exons: 2
Coding region: 352-1419 (355 amino acids)
Biological process (GO): regulation of transcription by RNA polymerase II
Cellular component (GO): nucleoplasm
Molecular function (GO): DNA-binding transcription repressor activity, RNA polymerase II-specific; RNA polymerase II cis-regulatory region sequence-specific DNA binding
Source: RefSeq, a predicted model, not a curated record
CACUUUCUUUCUAUGAAUUAAACACUUAACCUCACAAUUAUUAUUAAUAAGUGUUUUUGAUAUCCACCAACAUGGUCGUGCUGUUAUGAAAAUAAAAACAAAGUCACGAAGUUGGCCGAAGGUGAAGUCUUCGGGCAUGUUCGGGUUGGUCCUCAACCCUUUGUGUAAUGUAGGCUUCCCGUGUAAACUGAAAAAACGGAAAUUGUACUACACCAUAGUUAAAAAUAUUUGCGUGUGUGCAUCUUUAACCAUAGAAACGCAAAAUACACUAGUUCGUCUUGCCAGAGCGAUGGUACGAGAGGUUUCCGCCACUAGCGCUAAAUGUACCCGCCAUUUUGAACAAAGUGUGUCAUGUAUACACGACGUGUGUUAUCCAUGAUGCUUUGUUUAUUUAUUGCCUUCCGCGAUGUUGCUUAUUAUUUUAAGGCUGUAAAUAAUCCCGCUGUGGAGACUAUACAUCUAGCGGGACUAUUCAGGACAAGAGCUGAUCAUAUCAGUGAACAUAAUUCAUGUCUCAAGACUAAAUGUGUAACAGAAAAUGAUACAGUGGCAGAAUAUGCUACCUGUGGGUGUGUAAUGGUGUCUAAAGUUUGCAUCAAGGAUUCGACCGAUUGUAAGUGCCUUCAACACCAUCAGCAGUUGUAUUCGUCAGACAAACAAGACAGUGGUGCUCUAGUUAUAAGACAAGAGUCACUGGUGGUUCCCUCAUCUCACACAAGUGAUAACUGCGAAGAAUCACUUGCACAGAAAACCAACCAGGCAUUUGAUAAUGUACAGCAGCAAGUCACUAAUAGCAUAAAACAUAAAGUUGCUAAUACCUUCACGUGCAAUAUAUGCAGCAGAAUAUUCAAUAGAAAAAGUAAACUAUUCAAACACAACCGAUCUCAUACAGGGGAGCGUCCUUUCAAGUGUGAUGUGUGUAGUAAAUCAUUUGCUAGGAUACGAGCACUUCAUACACACGACAGAAUACAUACAGGGGAGCGUCCCUUCAAGUGUGAAUUAUGUAGCAAGUCAUUUCGUUGUAAAUAUUAUCUGUUUGUACACAUCAGAUUACAUAAAGGAGAGCGGCCCUUCAAGUGUGAUCAGUGUAGUAAAUCAUUUACUAGAAAAGAAGAUUUUACUGCACACAACAGAUUACAUACGGGGGAGCUUCCCUUUAAGUGUGAAUUAUGUGGUAAGUCUUUUAAUUUGAAAUAUCAACUGAUUGAACAUAUAAGAUUACAUAUAGGGAAGCAUCCUUACAAGUGUGAAGUGUGUAACAAAUCGUUUACUUGGAAAACAGCUCUCUAUAGACACAACUGGUUACAUAAAGGAGAGCGUGCCUUCAAGUGUGAGUUAUGUAGUAAGUCAUUUCGUUGUAAAAGUAAUCUGUUAGUACACAGCAGGUUGCAUACAGGAGAGCGUCCGUUCCAAGUGUGAUCAGUGUGACAAAUCGUUUACUAGGAAAACUACACUUACAAAUCACAACAGAUUACAUACAGGGAAGUUUCCAUUCAAGUGUGAAUUAUGUAGUAAGUCAUUUCAUUUUAAAAGUGAUAUUUUUGUACACAACACGUUACAUACAGGAGAGCGUCCUUACAAGUGUGAAGUAUGUAGUAAGUCAUUUCGUUGUAAAAACUAUCUGGCUGUACACUCCAAGUUACACACAAAGUUACAUAAAGAGGAGCAUCCCUUCAAGUGUGAUUUGUGUAACAAAUAUUUAAAAGAAAAACAUUACUUACUGCACACAACAGAUUACAUUCAGGGGUGGCUUCCCUCCAAGUGUGAGCUGUGCAGUAAAUCAUUUAAUCACAAUGAUCUUAUCAAGCAUACCAUAAUGCAUACUGUGAGAAAUUUCUCUUUACCUCUAAAUAACUUAAACCAAUUCCCUUCAAACACAUACAUGUUACCUAGCUCAGAUGCAGAGUCAGUAUUUUGCGCCGCAUCUAUCUAUCUUCCACUCGAUUGGAACAACCAUCGAUUUGACUUUUUCGAGGCACAUUAAACUUGAAACAAUCCCAUUCG